Messenger RNA from Prunus armeniaca (apricot), 270 nucleotides. Lineage: Eukaryota; Viridiplantae; Streptophyta; Magnoliopsida; Rosales; Rosaceae. The record is from the annotation of a GenBank genome assembly.
AUGACGGUGUUUUCUUGCCUGGUAAAGGGAGCAACAGAAAAUCCUAAUUUGGACAAGAAGCCAGUCCAGGACUUGACGAAGAAGAAACUCAUAAGCCCAGCGCCGACAGUCAAGGAUGGGAAAAUCCCGACCGUCAGAUUGAGUUCGUGGGUGAUAAUGCAGAAGAGGCUCCCCAGCAGCGAGCUCACCACCAGCCCUCUGACCGUUAUCUGGUCUGGUCCUUCCAUUUGGGGACUUGGUCAUCAUCAUCGACUUUCUGAACCGGUCUGA